AUGGCUGAGAAGCUGGGACCAGCAGGGCUCAAGCCCACCAACGCCCGGAACAGUCCCUCGCUGCCCCCAGAGCCCAUCGACAUCAUCCGCACCAAAGCCCGCUCGCGCAGAGUCCGCCUCAACGUCGGGGGUCUCAACCACGAGGUGCUGUGGCGGACCCUAGACCGGCUCCCCAGGACCCGGCUCGGCAAGCUCCGGGACUGCAACACCCACGAGUCCCUGAUGGAGGUCUGCGACGACUACAGCCUAAACGAGAACGAGUACUUCUUCGACCGGCACCCGGGGGCGUUCACGUCCAUUCUGAACUUUUACCGCACGGGCAAGCUGCACAUGAUGGAGGAGAUGUGCGCCCUCUCCUUCGGCCAGGAGUUGGACUACUGGGGCAUAGACGAGAUCUACCUGGAGUCCUGCUGCCAGGCCCGCUACCACCAGAAGAAGGAGCAGAUGAACGAGGAGCUGCGGCGGGAGGCGGAGACGAUGAGGGAGCGGGAGGGCGAGGGAGAGUUUGAUAACACCUGCUGCCCGGACAAGAGGAAGAAGCUGUGGGAUCUCCUGGAGAAGCCCGGCUCCUCGGUGGCUGCCAAGAUUCUGGCCAUCAUAUCGAUCCUCUUCAUCAUCCUCUCCACCAUCGCCCUGUCCCUCAACACCUUACCAGAGCUCCAGGUGUCAGACGAGUUCGGCCACGCCAACGACAACCCCCAGCUGGCCCACGUGGAAGCCGUGUGCAUCGCCUGGUUCACCAUGGAGUACCUCCUCCGCUUCCUCUCCUCGCCUAAUAAAUGGAAGUUCUUCAAAGGCCCACUGAAUGUCAUUGACUUGCUGGCCAUCCUGCCCUACUAUGUCACCAUCUUCCUAACGGAGUCCAAUAAGAGCGUGCUGCAGUUCCAGAACGUGCGGCGCGUGGUGCAGAUAUUCAGGAUCAUGAGAAUAUUGAGGAUCCUGAAGUUAGCCAGGCACUCCACAGGGCUCCAGUCUCUAGGGUUCACUCUGAGAAGGAGCUACAAUGAACUUGGCCUUCUUAUUCUAUUUCUCGCCAUGGGCAUCAUGAUAUUCUCCAGCUUGGUGUUCUUUGCUGAGAAAGACGAGGAUGCCACUAAAUUCACCAGUAUCCCUGCCUCGUUCUGGUGGGCAACUAUUACAAUGACCACAGUGGGCUACGGGGACAUUUACCCACAGACUUUGCUUGGUAAGAUUGUGGGUGGGCUCUGCUGCAUUGCAGGAGUGCUGGUUAUUGCCCUCCCCAUCCCCAUUAUUGUCAACAACUUCUCUGAGUUCUACAAGGAGCAGAAGAGGCAGGAGAAGGCCAUCAAGAGGAGGGAGGCACUGGAGCGAGCCAAGAGGAAUGGCAGCAUUGUGUCGAUGAACCUAAAAGAUGCCUUUGCCCGCAGCAUGGAACUGAUGGAUGUGGUGGUAGAGAAAGGAGAGGAUAAAACCUCCCUUGACAACCACCUGUCACCGAGCCGCUUGGGCAGCUCCACCAUGCACGCCACCUCAGAAAUCAACCUGAAGUCAAACCCAGAGUCUCAGAAUUCCCCUCAACGUAUAACCAUCACCACCACUGGAAGUCCGCAGCGGACCAGCAGGACCCCACAGCACCUUAAUGUCCAGAAACUGGAGGAGAUGUACAACCAGAUGACCAAGUCACAGUCCUUAACUAACCUCAACACCACAAGCUCCAUGAGCACACUGAGCACAACUAUGACCGCCCCCGUCUCACCGAAGAAAUCUCAAAGCCCAGAACUUACGUUGAAGGAGGAGGUGGAGCUGGAGAUGAAGGAAGUCCCGCCCUCCUCACCAAGUAAGUUUCCUAGUGGCCCGGAAGGCCUUGAAAAAGAGGACUUCACCUCAGAUGAGGAAGAUCAUGGGCCGUAUCAAAUGAGACACCCCAGAGCGCCACCACAUCUGGAUCUUAGCUUCCUGAGGGCCAGCAAUGACGAGAGCUCUCCUGGCUUCAUAUGCAAUGACGACCUCCAUUUAGAAGGAGUGGAGAGUUUUAACAGUGCUGUGGAGAAUAUCCGGAGCCCUUCAAGAGGGAAUAAUCCUCUUAAAAUGAAGGGGUUGAAAGUCAACUCUACCAAAACCUCUGCCGAAGGCCCACUGACACCGCCCAGCACCACUUCUCCUGGAGACAUCAGCUCCAGCAUCCUGGAAGAGUCGCCGGACGGAGAGACGUCACCGCUCAUCCCCUGCUCGGAGGAGCUGCUCCCCAUCACAGAAGAGGAGGACGACCCCAUGUCCCCGAAGAGGCUGGUGGUCGACACCCCACCGGGCGACGAAGAUCCGUCCACGGAGAACCACGAGGAGAAGCAUCUGAUGGAGGUGGCGGGUGCCGCCGUUGGGCCCUUGUCGCCCAAGAAAGCAGCACAAAAUUGCACCCAAGGUGUGGUCGGGGCAGGCGAGGAGGUCAAGGCUGACAGCAACCAAAGUGGACACAAAGUAGAGAACCACAUGUUUACAUCCGAUAUCCACCUGAUACCCGGGGAUGGCGGCCUUUCUCCGACCUGCGAAACCAGCAUGUGA
This is a messenger RNA of Limanda limanda (common dab), 2520 nucleotides long. It is a transcript of the gene kcnb2b, whose product is annotated as potassium voltage-gated channel subfamily B member 2b. Gene Ontology annotation, molecular function: delayed rectifier potassium channel activity; protein binding. The coding region runs from base 1 to 2520 and encodes 839 amino acids. The record is from RefSeq and is a predicted model, not a curated record. Lineage: Eukaryota; Metazoa; Chordata; Actinopteri; Pleuronectiformes; Pleuronectidae. Gene Ontology annotation, biological process: potassium ion transmembrane transport; protein homooligomerization. Gene Ontology annotation, cellular component: membrane; voltage-gated potassium channel complex. The transcript has 2 exons.